AUGUUUUACCAAGGCUCAUUGCAAGAAGGCAUCUCCACUGCCGUUGACCAACAAAAGCUCGUUCUCUGUUUCGUCACAGAUGAAAAUGAUGAGAGUCAAACCUGGGAGACAGAUUUCCUCGCAGACCAAUCAGUAGUAGAUCUGCUCCGCAACCAAGCAGUCGCGCUCCGGCUCAAGGCUGGGUCCGAAGAAGCCGGAUACUUAGCACAAAUCUUCCCACUGCCAAAAACCCCAACCGUUGUGAUAAUCAAGAAUGGCGAGCUCAAAGAGUACAUCACCCCCGGUGUCACGAAGGAAGACUUCAUCCGUCGAGUACAGGGCGCAUUCAACGCUGCGCCGCCCGCUACCUCUCAGCCCAGUACCCACCAAACCACUGCCUCAACAGCCGCUACCCGAGAAGGCUCCGAGCCAUCUUCUACGAGUCCCAGUCAGGCAGCGCAGCAAUCCGACAAUGUGCGACGUGUCCUGGCCGAGCGCGCGAAAGCAAAGGCGCAACAAGACGAGGCGGAACGCAAAUUGAAGGAGGAAAAGGCCAGUGCGAACGAGGCGGCGCAACAAAAGUCCGAAACUUCCGACGCGGCAAGAGUUCAAUCGCAGGCUGAGCUGGUGAAGAAGAAGAGAAGGCAAGACAACGAGGAGCGACAAAGGAUCCUCAAGCGCAUCGAGGAUGAUAAGGCAGAGCGACGGCAACAUGCUGCUGAGCGAGAGAAGCGAAGACUGAGUAUACAAAAGUCGGAAGAAGCUGAGAGCAAGCUGCCGGUGAAGAAGACUCCCAGCAAUAAGACAUCACUUCAGGUUCGGCUCUUUGACGGUUCCACGAUUCGAUCACGAUUCGACACAUCGUCAAGCUUAAAAGACAUACGAAAAUGGGUUGAUGAGACUAGGAAUGAUGGAAAUCUACCAUACACCUUUAAGCAAGUCCUGACUCCACUACCGAACCGAAACAUCGACAGCACAGAGGAGUCCAAGGACUUAGGGGAGUUGGGCCUGUCCCCAUCUUCCACUCUCCUGCUGAUUCCCGUAACCAAUUUCUCGUCGGCAUACAAGGACGAAUCCGGAAGCAUUGUAUCUGGCAAUAUCUUUUCACGUUUUCUACGACUCAUCUUCGGAUUCUUUACGUGGCUAUUCAGCCUAUUUGGACUAGGCGGGGAUGGCCGGAGAGAUCCGCGGGAAGGGGAGGGGGUUGGAGAGUCAGAGGCUACCACAACCGGAGCGCAGUCCCGGGUCCGAGGCUUCCAAAAUCCGAACGAUCGAAGGCGAGACCAGCCAUUGUACAAUGGAAACUCGCUAAAUUAUGAGUCACGGCCAGAUGAAGACGAGAAAUGA
Molecule: messenger RNA, 1326 nt
Organism: Clonostachys rhizophaga
Lineage: Eukaryota; Fungi; Ascomycota; Sordariomycetes; Hypocreales; Bionectriaceae
Source: the annotation of a GenBank genome assembly